AACCUGAAAGAUUUACCUCAUCUUCGCGUGAGUAAUUUUAAGUCGUGUACUCGGCUAAUAGUAAUUUAUCUAUUUCACUCCUACUCCUACUACUUAUUAUACUGCUACUAAGGCUAAGGCUACUACCUACUUAGUAACUUAACUAUAAAUUCAUAUUCAUAUGCCUAUAUAAUUUUAAAUAAAUACAUUUUAGUUUAAAUAAACAGGGAUAAUUUUAACAGUAGAGUAGAUCAUAUUGAUGAUAGUAGUAAAAAGUAAGUUUAACUCAACAAAGUAGGCCUAUGCCUAUAGCCUAUAUCAAAUUUAUAAUAAAAUAUGUAGGCGUAAGCCUACCAGUAGUAAAUAGUAGAGUAUCAUUUACCAUUUACAUUAUUAUUAUCAUUAUGCAUACUUAACUUUUAACAAGUUCUCUUAAUUAACUUCAAAUUAUUUAUUAAUAACUUGUAUUUUAGAAUCUAGAGCGAACUAGCCUAGCUAGGUUUAGGAGGUUACCCUUAAAUCCGAUUUAUGUGUAUAGUGUAUAGUAUAAAUUAUAAAUGUAAAAACUUUGUUGUGAUAUUUAGGCACUGUACUGUAGUUAAUCAUCAGUCUCAGUAUCUAGAGAGUAGACUUACUAGUUGAGUAGGUGUAUUCUGUACACCGUACUGCAGAUUUAUACUGGCUUACUAUUCAAAUCUGUCAUGUCAGUUAACACUGUUAAUAAAGAUAAAUGGUCAGUUUGGGAAUUUGUACAAUUAAAAAAAGAAAGAAAGCUUUUCAUUGUGUAAGAAAAAACAAUUAAGAUUGUGGAACAUUUAUUAAUUAUAGGUCCAUAUAAAAUAUAAUGUAAAUUUAUAAUUUUUUUCUAUAGUCUAUACAUUUCAUUUUAGAAAAUUCUUCCUGAAGACUACGAAUACAAACUAUGUGAAUAUCUGCAACUAGAUCGGGAUGAUAAAUUUCUUGUGACACUUCGUAUGACUUUAUCCACCAAAGAAGAGGCAUUGGAAUGGAAACGCCGGUUUGAAGAGAGAUCCUUAACAACCCAUGUCAAGGACAAAACUUUUCCUAAAGUUGAAAGAGUUAGUGUUUUUAAAGUAAGUUUAAAUUAUUUUAUUAUUCUCUUUCUCAUACAUUGAUCAAAACCAAGGGCAACAUCUUUUUUGUAUGGUUGGUCAAGGUUAUGAUGGAUUUUAAAUUUUUACAUUCUUGAAAAUGUCAAAAUACUUUGUUUUUCCAUGCCUGAAAAUAACAAUAUAAUAUUUUUUUUCAAAUAUUUUCUAUCAUUUAUGGAAGUAAACAAUUUUGAUAUUGUCAAAUAACUUAUUACUUUUUCCUAGGCCCAGUACAGAUGUCAGUUUUUUGACCGCAGGAAAAACAAGAAAAAGCUUCCUGAAAAAUCAAAAUUUCGUGACUGUCACAGUAUCCUCUUCAUAAAUAUAAAAAAAUAUUUCAAGAAUACUGUGUAAGGAAUAAGCCAUCAAUUUUAUAAGAGAUCAUGCAAUUGCAUGCUUUAUUUCAGUAAAAAAUGUCAUACAAUUGUAUUGAAAUACUUAAUAGCUUUUUUUUUGGAGUUCAUCAGCCGUUACUAAAUCAAAUUGUCAUUAUUCACCAAAUUUAAAAAAAAAAAAAUUAUUUAACAUUAGUGUGACAUGGAUUUUUCAGUGAUCGUCACAUGCCAACUUUCAAAACUGUUGUGCGCCUGCACUAUGCUCAUGACCAUCCUCUUGACACUGCUGAUGUGUUGAAGAAACGCCAACUCAAUGAGGACAUCAAGCAGAGGUUCCUGGAAAUGUUCAGACAAGGGAUGAAACCCAAAGAUGCCUUAGAUAAACAUAAACGAGAUUUGCUACAGAACCUAGGACCUGAAAAGUACAGACAAGUUGUUUGUGAUGGCUAUUAUGUACCAAAUGUUCCUAAAGCUUACAGGUGAGCAUCCUACACCCACUCAAUGAUGCCCUUUCAUCUUCAGCUUAUGCAUUUUUAAAAAAUUUCUAUUUUUUAUCAAUCUUUCAACUAACUCCUAAUAUACUUUCAGUAGCAGUUGGGGAGCUACAUCAUUGGUAUGAAGCUUGUAUUUUUAGAAAUGAACUUUUCAUGUACCAGGACUAUUUAUUUUAUUAAUUUGCUAUCAUAUUUCAACAAUAUAUUUUCUUUUCAGCUAAUGAUUUUAAUUAAUUAACUACCCAUGUUUAUCUUGAACUAAUAUUGGUCUUUAAAUUAUAUUUUUUCCAGACUGUAUUAUCAGAUACAUGGGAAAGGAGUCUCAGCCAAAACAACAACAAAAAGAUCAUCAAGACACAAUCCUAAUCCAGACUGGAUAGCUUUCCAAAACUGCCCAGAUAUCACUGUUGAAGAUGAGGAAGACUGCCCUGCUGAUGAAGACAAUGAUGAUAGCGAUACUGACUAUAAUGUAGGUGGUCGUGUAGAAAACAAUGAACGUCUUCAGACAGACUGUCAGAAUAUGCAGAGUCUUCCUAUGACGCAAAGUAAUCCAGCCCAAGUCAGUGAUGGAUCUAUUAAAGACCCGAUGUUGUCACAUGACCACCCAGACACUCACACCAUGAAUCCCAAAUCUACAGUGAGAGAGAUAGUCUCCCAGCACAGUAUGCUGCAUCAUGAUGGUGAGCUGCAGAAACUAGCAGAGACAGCCAUAGCCUACCCCAACAUUGCUGCCCACAACUCAGUUUACACAGACCAACGUAGCCAAACACUUCCACAGACUAUGCCCGUGGCAACAUUUUCUGAAACCCACAUGAGUAUGGGCCUUUUCAACCCAGCCCAGUCCACAUGGGAAAACUUUAACCUGGCUCAUCAGGCCAACGUUGCUUCCAGCCUAUCUCCACAACACAAUUUGGGCUUCCAGCAUCUGCCACAGCCAAUCUCGCAUUCUAGUUAUAUGAUAAUGCCCAAUUCUUCAUGUCAGAACUUGGAAUCCCAUUACAGCACAUCACUGGCAAUGAUUGAUCCUAGAGUGCAGAAUGGCAUAUCGCGCACUGGUAAUGAGUUCGACUUGCUGGGAUCCAGCACGGCUCCUCAGUACAACUGGUCAUCACAUAACAGACAUCAAGACAACUUAGUUGCCACCCAAGCACAUUUAACUGGACACGAUGUCCAUAAGGGAAAAGUGUUACCCACAAAAUACUCCACAAACGGUAAUGACAAAGGGAGAAAAUCCAGCAUAAAGAAGGCGGUUCAGAAAAAAAGGAAAAUGACCAAAGAACUUAACGUCAAGCGUGUGACCAAACGCUGGAUGGACAAGAAACCCAAAGUCGAGGCUGAAACGCAAAACAUGGCCUCAGAGGUACUACAAGGCAUCCUGCUCACAGACGAAGCAGAGAAACUCAAAGUUAAACUCUUGACAUUUUUAUCAGAUCUGGAAUCGAAAAUGAGCUCAAACCCAAAACUUUUUGUGCCCGCCAUUAGAAGCUUCCUACAAGCUGGCGAGGAUGCUCAUGACGAUCUUGAGCUUGCCUCAUUUCUGAAAGAUUUUAGGAAAACGGAGGAAAGCAUAGUAAAGAAAAUGUUUGCCAAGAAGUCUGAGACCAGGGAGAACCGAGGCACUCAAACAACCUUGUCAGGUCCGGUUGUGAGAUGCUUUAAGGUGAAGGGAAUAAUUUCACCCACAUCAAAACUUAGAACAAAAAAAAAGUUUGAAACAAAAAUAACAGACCCUGAGGUUUCAGAGAGUCUUCUUCGGUCAGCUGUCACAGGAAAUCUCUCAAAUUUCUUACUUUCUGAAACAUCAGAACAUUCAGUUGUUUCUGUUGCAACUGAUUCAAAGUACCGUGAACUGAAGACGGCGUUAUCAAAAGUACAGAAAACUACAAAAAAGCCACUGAGAAAGAAUUCAGUACCAGCAAAGCAGCAGCGAACAUUUUCUAAAAAGAGAACACAAAUUGUUAGACAGGAGGCUGAGAUUUCCCAGACAAAUACAAUUUCCAAUAGCCAUAAUCCAAGGAUUAUAGUACGUUUAAUGCGCCAAGGCUUAGAUAAAAAAAAGUAAAAAUAUCUUCAAAAAUAUUUCAGGUGGAAGGACUUCCUUAGCAAUGAUACAUUUUAUGAAACAGCAGGAUUUUAUUGCAGGAUUAUAUUUUUGAUGGUUCAUAACUCAGGUGUGACUUUUCUGUAGUGGUGUUUUGGUUUUGUUGUGACAGUAGGCUGAUGAUCUUUCAAUAGCCUUAUGGGCUAUACAGUGCGUAAUGAAUUAUUAUUUAAAAAAUAUUUUGAUUAAGUCACUUAAAAAUUGUGAUACGUGUGUUCGACUUAACUUGCAGUUCAUUUAUAAAGGGAUCUGUGUGUUUCUCUUGAAAUCACAUGUGGAUGGACACAGAAAGAAGUCAUACAGAGUGCGCUCUUUUGAAAUUAUGGAACAGCUUGCCUCAAUGUUCGAGGGAAAUUGAAAAUGAUAAAAAAUCAUUUAAGAAACAUUUAAAGACCUUUUUCUUUAAAUAAAUUUAAGAAUAUCCUAGCGCUGUGAGCAUGCUAAAAUUGCGUGGAUACAAGCGCCAUAUCAAUCAAUCAGUAUCAAACUCAGUGACUUUAAGGUACACAGUAUUGGCCUCCUUUAACAUACCACAGCUGUCUUGAUCAGUUUAAAGUUAUACAGGUAGUGUAUUACUGCCCUGAUUGAACAGUGGCUACACCCCAUAUUCUAAUAUCUUUUUGAAAUUAUUGUAUAGUGACCAACUAAAUAAUUCUGUUGUUAGUAAUGGUAGAUUUGAAAAAUUUUGUUUGUUACCCACUGUUAUGAUAGUGUUGCCAUGCAGUAUUAUCGUUAGUAUUAAAAGGUACAUUUGUCUUAAAGGAAAUACUCUCAGGGAAUAUAGACUGACU
Messenger RNA from Lymnaea stagnalis (great pond snail), 4812 nucleotides. The record is from the annotation of a GenBank genome assembly. Lineage: Eukaryota; Metazoa; Mollusca; Gastropoda; Lymnaeidae.